Messenger RNA from Phalacrocorax carbo (great cormorant), 4342 nucleotides. Lineage: Eukaryota; Metazoa; Chordata; Aves; Suliformes; Phalacrocoracidae. The record is from RefSeq and is a predicted model, not a curated record.
GGCUAGCGGCGGGAGAGGGGCGCCGUUAGCUGCCGGCCUGGCCUCGCCUCGCCCCGCUGCGGGCGCCCGCUCCCUCCGCCGGGCCAUGCGGUAGCGGGGCUGCGGACUCUCGGCCGCCAUGGAGCAGCCGCCCGGCGGGCGGCGGCUCCGCCUGGUUUCCUUGCUGAGGCUGGGGCAGCGCUCCUCGGAGGUCACCUUAGACGAGGAGCGGGGGCAGCUGGCCUGGCGCGACCCCCGCCUGCCGCGCCGCGGCGGCGAAAGCUGUUCCGUACCAACCUCUGAGAUCAUUGCUGUAGAAGAAACUGAACUUAACAAGAAACAGCGUAAUGCUGGCAAAUGGCAAAAAAUGACAAAGCCAUAUGCUUUCACAGUGUAUUACGUGAAGAAAGCACGAAAUCACCGCUGGCGGUGCAGUGAUGUGACGUUUUGGUGUAUUGAUGAGCACUUGUGUAAUCAGUGGAUACAGGCACUGAAAGAAUUACUUGAAAGGCAGAAGUCUAGACCAAAGCAGUUGCUUGUGUAUAUUAAUCCAUGUGGAGGAAAACGUCAAGGGAAGAGGAUUUAUGAACAGAAAGUUGCUCCACUCUUCAGUCUGGCUUCUAUCUCCACUGAUGUUGUUAUAACUGAACAUGCUAACCAUGCUAAGGACAAUUUAUUUGAAGUCAAUAUUAAUAAAUAUGAUGGUGUUGUUUGUGUUGGCGGGGACGGCACAUUCAGUGAAGUGAUGCAUGGUCUCAUUGGAAGAACGCAGAAGGACUCUGGCAUAGACCAAAAUAAUCCCAAAGCACCAUUAGUCCAGUGCAAUAUAAGGAUUGGCAUAAUCCCUGCUGGAUCAACAGAUUGCAUAUGCUAUUCUACUGUUGGCAUUUCUGAUCCAGUAACAUCAGCUCUUCAUAUUAUUGUAGGUGACUGUCAGCCUCUGGAUGUCUCUUCUGUACAUCAUAACAACACAUUUUUGAAGUACUCUGUAUCAUUGCUGGGUUAUGGUUUUUAUGGAGAUAUAUUAAAAGAUAGUGAAAAGAAGCGGUGGAUGGGUCCGAUGAGAUAUGACUACUCAGGCUUCAAGACUUUCCUUUCUCAUCAUUACUAUGAAGGAACAAUUUCUUUUCAACCAGCAAAACACACAUCGGGAUCUCCACGAGAUAAAGAUAGCUGCAGAACAGGGUGUUACAUUUGCAAGAAAAGUGAGCAACAGCUGGCAGAACAGCACAAGGCAUGUGGAUUAAAACAUGAAGAAGACAAAGAAGAAUGGAAGGUGAUUAAAGGGAAAUUUCUAGCCAUCAAUGCAGUAAAUAUGAGCUGUGCCUGUCCACGAAGUCCAAAAGGUCUUUCACCAGCAGCCCAUUUGGCAGACGGUUCAGCUGACCUCAUUCUAGUUCGUAAAUGCUCCAGAUUUGAUUUUCUACGGUAUCUUGUCAGACAUAAAAACCAAGAUGAUCAGUUUGACUUCUCAUUUGUAGAUGUUUAUCGGGUGAAGAGUUUUCAAUUUACAUCAAAGCUUUCAGAAGACAAUGAAAGCAAUGUCACGGACAUAGGAAAGAAACGUUUUGGCCAGUUCUGCAGAGAUCAUCCAGCUUGUUGCUGUAAUAUUGCUAAUAGCACCUGGAAUUGCGACGGAGAAACUCUGGACGGUUCAGCAAUUGAAGUGAGGGUUUACUGCCAGUUAAUGAAACUGUUUGCAAGGGGAAUCGAGGAAAACUGUAAAGAUGAAGCUGCCUACAGCCAGAGUAGUGUUGAAGAAUCACUAUAGACAUUGUUCCUCCAAUGGGGAGAAGAAAAAAUAAAAGCUCAAGGAAAUUGAGUAAAUAUGCAUUUUAGUCAAAUUGACAAGUAUUUUAAAACUUUAGAUUUUUUUUUUUAUGGCUUCAGUAUAAUUUUAGGCAACUUACUGCAUUGUGGUUUUUUUUUAAACGUAGUCAUUAAAAUAUGUCUUGGAGCAAUGUAAUCCAAGUUAUGUUAGAAAAGAGAGGAUUGGCCUAUAUAUAUGUAUUCUCGAUGACUGAUAAAUUCUCUGUGCUUUUCUAGAGAGCUAAUUUAGCAGUUGUGUUGCAAUAAUAUCUAAAUGUUAUAAAACAUUGGACUCCUCAUUGUCAUCAAACAAAGAUACCAAGAGAAGAUAUUUUUAGUCUGAGGAGACGUUUUCUGCUGGGAGUGUUAUGAAGUUGCAUGUGGCUUAAAUGCUGGACAACAAUAUUGUCAUUCUCAUCUUUUUUUUUUCUUCUUUAGUAAAACUUUUCGUUUUGUAAUUCUGACUAUACCUUGCAACUUAUCAAUGCAAUUCAAACACACAUUCCUGGCUUUAAGUAAUAUCAAUAAGAGUUUAGAGAAACUUUGAAAAAUAAAAGCACAUCUGUAUACGGAUCAUACCUAUAUAUUCUAUUUAUAAAGGCUUCCUUGCAUGAUGCUUUUUGGGAUUAUAGAUGGUUUUAUGACUGUUUGGAUGAUACCAAAUACCCAACACAGCAACUGAAAUGUCUUGCAAGCAACUCGCGGGGAAACUUACAAUACCAGGAAGGCACAGGCAAAGGAAAAUACAAGUAUCUUCUGGAACACCAGCAUGUUUUAAAUUUUUUAAAAUACCUAAAAUUAAUAUGUGAAAAGCUUCCCUCUUCAGUACACAAUUCUUUGGACGUUCUACUACAUACAUUAAAAUGUCUUUGCAAAGUAAGAUUUUUGGAAUGUGAAGUUUAAAAAUAUGAUCUGAUGAUUGAAAGCUUUUUAAAUUAUGUUUAACUAAACAAAAUGAUUUGUCAGGUCAAGGAAAGAAACUGGCAUCUGAUAAAUCACGAAUUCACUGUGCUGAUUUGUUUUUAUAGUAAAAAAACAUUAGACGAUCACAUAUAGCUACGGAGUGAUUAUUUAAGUUGUGUAUGGAUUUGUGUAUCGUGACACACAUGCUGUGUGUAGGCUUGGGGCUAAGUUUUGCUUUUCUCGUACAUAUUUAUUACUGUUUGAGCGUCAGAAGUUAGCCCCUGCUCUCUUCUAUAUUUUCUUAAGUUUGUAGUUCUCCUUAAAACUCAUUGCAUCAGAGGGUUUUUUUGUGUCUGAACAGCUAAUGAUUCUCUGUUCGUGGAUAUUUAUUGACACUGCUGUCAUUCAGCUUGUAUUAGUUUUGUCUUUCAUGUAUUUGCUCUGUGUAAGCCAUGGUGAUUAGUCAGUUUAUUACUGAAGCACUUGAAAAUUGUUAUAAAUGGCUGAUAUUUUUUUGCUAUUGGAAUUAUUUACAUUCCAGUUUUGUGUAAUAUUGAAAUGGUGUGCUAUAACUUUGCUACAGAGUAUUAUUCAUAUUGCUCUAUAUGACAAAAAGCACUUAAAGUACAGGUUUUCUUUUUCAUUAUAUAGUAUUUCAGGGAAAUACUUGAAUACUUUUCCAAAAGUGCUGCUGUUUACCUUCCAUACUAAUGCAAUGAGUUGAAAUGUUGAUUGAUCCAAUGUUUUCCAGACAUAUAUACUUGUGUACAUUUUAAAAACAUGUUUAAUAAGUGAAAUAGUAUUUUGACCAUGAAGAUCUCAUUGAAAAUGAGAUUACGCAGUUCUACAAAUGCAAAUACGUUUUGAAAGUGUUGUUUGUUUAAAGAGUUCUACAGUUAUUUUGGUCUAUCCAUGAGUACACAGACUUCAAAUUACUGUAAUUCUUGUGCAGGGUGUGAUGGUGCACACUCAGCUCACCAACAGAUGAGGGCAUGUAUCAGGCGUGACAGCAGUCCAGAUCCCGUUCUCAUAAAUGAGAACAGGAGUAAAUCCUAACCAGCUCUUUCCAUUAAUUUACUAGCAAGUCAUGAGACCCUUGCCUGAUGACUUGAAAAAUGGAGGCUUAAUCUAGUUACGAAUGUCUGUUGAAAUGCUUUGAGUAUUUUUUAUAUCUAAAACUGAGUGCUUGGUGUUUCCAGAGACAGCCACAGUGAAGGCCCUCUUUCUGAGAAAUGAGCCACCGGAAAAGAAGGAGAAAAGAUCAUUCUGAGGCAUGGUAAUGAAGUGUGAAGUAAAUAAUGAAGGUGUUGCAAGAGAAAAUGAAAAGGUCUUAGGUAAUAGAAAAAGCUGUAUAGUUGCAUUUGAAUAAUUCUAUUUGUAGCAUAUUAUACUAGCAAAGCACCAUAUGUGAGUUGUAUGACGUGUCCAGUUUAUUUUCAAGAAGAGAGCUGCAUAGGUGUGGUGUCUGCCUACAUUUUAAUUCUGAUUAUUUUUUCCCUGAAUGUAGUCUCAGUAUGGAAAUUGUGUAUAGGAAAACCAAGUUCAAAUUCCCCCUCCCCCCCAAUCUUGCUGGCUUCAAGAUUAGAAAAUAUGUUCUGUUUUAUGAUGUUAGGACAUUUCAUUGGAAAAAUAAAAUUAUGGCAUACAGCAA